AUGGGUGCAUUAUGUACAUCAAGGAGGAAAAUUGGUGGUCGUAUAGGGCCACUCCAACAGCCAGCUGAUAUUGGCGCAAGCUGGUUAAACAUUCCCAAGCAUAGUUUCAUCCUAUGGCUUUCUAUGCUUAAUAGAAUCAAAACAAAAGACAGGUUGCAGUAUAUGGAUCUUGAGAACUCAAAAUGUUUACUUUGCAACAUUGAAGAUGAGAUUGUGCCUCACUUAUUUUUUGAGUGUUCCUUCUCUUUAGAAUGCUUGGAAAAGGUGAAAUCAUGGCUGAAUUGGGGAAUGGCAGCUACUACCUUGGAAAGAAUUAUAAGGUGGUUAAGGAGGGCAAAAAUAAGCAAGGUAAAGAAGUCAAUCUUAGUUGAUGUCAUAGCAGCUCUUGUUUACGAAAUAUGGCGCACAAGAAACAAUAUUUUUUGGUAA
Cannabis sativa is the source of this 429-nucleotide messenger RNA. RefSeq lists its product as uncharacterized. Bases 1 to 429 code for a protein of 142 amino acids. The transcript has 2 exons. The record is from RefSeq and is a predicted model, not a curated record. NCBI's taxonomy places the organism in Eukaryota, Viridiplantae, Streptophyta, Magnoliopsida, Rosales, Cannabaceae.